AUGAGUAUGGAGAGGAAGAGGAAGGUGUGCUUGUUUAACAUGGUGGUCUCAUCAUCAGCGAAGAUGAGCAAAUCAGACGGCAGUGGAGGAGCCACAAUGAAGGACAAUGCGGUGGUAAGCAGUGUGAUCAAUCCGUGGACUGGAAUGCCGUAUUCCCAGAGCUACUAUGAGAUCCUUGAGAAGAGAAAGACUUUGCCAGUUUGGCAACAGAAAGAUGAGUUCUUGAAGGCUCUUAAGGCCAACCAAUUUAUAAUUUUGGUUGGUGAGACUGGUAGCGGUAAAACCACUCAAAUCCCUCAAUUUGUUUUGGAAAAUGUUAAUGCAGAAACUCCGGAUGGUAAAAGGAUGAUGAUUGCGUGCACGCAGCCACGUAGAGUUGCCGCAAUGUCAGUGUCUCGUCGUGUAGCUGAAGAGAUGGAUGUGAAGAUAGGAGAAGAGGUUGGCUACACUAUUCGUUUUGAAGACUGCAGCAGUGCCCCUAAAACAAUGUUGAAGUAUUUAACAGAUGGUAUGCUUUUAAGAGAGGCAAUGGCAGAUCCCCUGUUAGAAAGGUACAAGGUGAUAAUACUGGAUGAGGCACACGAAAGAACAUUAGCAACAGAUGUUCUUUUCGGGCUUCUCAAGAAGGUGUUGAGAAAUAGGCCUGAUUUGAAGUUGGUUGUGAUGAGCGCUACUCUUGAGGCCGAAAAAUUUCAGGGCUAUUUCAGUGGUGCGCAUUGUAUGAAAGUUCCUGGCAGGCUUCAUCCAGUGGAAAUUCUUUACAGUGAGGAACCCGAAAAGAACUAUGUGGAGGCAACAAUUCGAACCGUUGUGCAGAUUCAUAUGUUUGAGGGUCCAGGGGAUGUACUUGUCUUUUUAACUGGGGAGGAAGAGAUUGAAGUUGUAUGCUGCAAAAUUGACAAAGAAAUUGCAAAAUUGGGGGAUCAGUCUGGUCCUGUCAAAGUGUUGCCUCUGUACUCAACUCUGCCUCCAGCUGUGCAGCAGAAAAUAUUUGAGCCAGUAAGUUCUGGGAGGAAGAUUGUGGUGUCAACAAACAUUGCUGAAACUUCUUUAACCAUAGAUGGAAUCGUUUAUGUUAUCGACCCAGGAUUUUCUAAACAGAAAGUUUAUAGCCCAAGAGGGUGUGUUGAGUCAUUGUUGGUGUCUCCAAUUUCCAAGGCCAGUGCGCGUCAGAGGGCAGGGCGUGCUGGAAGGACUAGACCGGGGAAAUGUUUCAGACUUUACACUGAGAAAAGUUUCCAUAAUCAUCUUGAAGCACAAACAUGUCCAGAGAUAAUGAGAUCAAACCUUGCAAAUACAGUGCUUACUUUGAAGAAACUAGGAAUUGAUGACUUGGUUCAUUUUGAUCUCAUGGACCCUCCUGCUCCUGAGACAUUGAUGCGAGCACUAGAGGUUUUGUAUUCUUUGGGAGCAUUGGAUGACGAGGGUAAUUUGACCAAGCUGGGGGAGAUUAUGAGCGAGUUCCCAUUAGACCCUCAGAUGUCAAAGAUGCUCAUCAUGAGCCCCGGAUUUCACUGCUCGAAUGAAAUCCUGUCAAUCUGUUCAAUGCUCUCAGUACCUAAUUGUUUUCUUAGGCCUAGAGAGGCUCGAAAAGCUGCAGACGAAGCGAAAGCAAAGUUUGGUCACAUGGAUGGAGAUCACAUAACGCUUCUCAAUGUGUACCACGCCUACAAGAAGAACAAUGAGGAUCCUGUGUGGUGCUAUCAGAACUUUGUCAAUGAGAAGGCAUUGAAGGCUGCAGACAAUGUUCGGCAGCAGCUAGCACGAAUUAUGGCUCGGUUCAAUCUCAAGUUAUGCAGCACUGAUUUUAAGAGUGGGGACUACUACAUCAACAUAAGAAAGGCCUUGCUGGCUGGAUAUUUCAUGCAGGUGGCUCACCUGGAAAGCAACAUAGGACACUACAGCACAGUGAAAGAUAACCAAGUUGUACACCUGCAUCCGUCCAGUUGCUUGGAUCACAAGCCAGAGUGGAUUGUUUACCACGAGUAUGUCCUGACCAGUAGGAAUUUUAUCCGGACAGUGACGAAUAUUUGCGGCGACUGGCUAGCUGAGAUUGUGAUUGCACUAGAAAAAUCAGGCAAAAAAUUGUGUUAUGGAGGGCUUACCUUAAAAGACAGGAAGCAGACUACUUGA
Messenger RNA from Prunus avium (sweet cherry), 2133 nucleotides. The record is from RefSeq and is a predicted model, not a curated record. NCBI's taxonomy places the organism in Eukaryota, Viridiplantae, Streptophyta, Magnoliopsida, Rosales, Rosaceae.